AUGUCCGGCGAAUCUAAGUAUGGAAUCGAAACGGAUGCCAUGACCCUCCAGCGUUUCGUUCUCCAGGAACAACGGAAACAUCCAAACGCAUCUGGAGACCUAACAGCAUUAUUGUCAUCACUUCUGACAGCUGUAAAAGCGAUUUCAACGGCUGUCAGAAAGGCUGGACUGGCACAGCUUUACGGAUUAGCUGGAAACACCAAUGUUCAAGGCGAGGAUGUGAAGAAAUUGGAUGUUUUGAGUAAUGAGCUCAUGAUUAACAUGUUGAAGUCAUCGUAUUCGGUGUGCGCAAUGGUAUCGGAGGAAAAUGAUGAGGUAAAUAUAUGUAAUUUUGAAUGUUCAUAAUCUAAUUUGAGUUUGGAAACUUAUGCAAGAUCUUGUUUAGACGUUUUCAUUUUUUUGUGGUGAGGUCCAUCUAUGUUGAACAUGACUUCCAAAUGUUAUGAAAAUACUUUCAGAUUAUUAUGGUGGACGCUCAUCGUGAAGGAAAAUACAUUGUUACGUUUGAUCCACUCGACGGAUCAUCCAACAUUGAUUGUUUAGUAUCUAUUGGUACCAUUUUUGGAAUUUUCAAAAGACCUGACGACGAUGGGCCAUUCAACCUCACAGAUGUGCUCCAGAAGGGCGAAAACAUGGUCGCCGCUGGCUAUGCGCUCUAUGGAUCGGCUACGAUGGUUGUACUGAGCACUGGAGACGGAGUUAACGGCUUCACAUUAGACCCGGUAAGGAUAAUAUAAAAAUGAAUAGAUUUUUUGGGGUUUGUUUGUGAAAGGCGGAUAUGAAUGAAGUUUAUAUUGAGUAUUGUUUUGUUUCAGAGUGUGGGAGAGUUCGUCCUCACCAAUCCGGACAUGAAAUGCCCGAAGAAAGGAAAGAUUUACUCGGUAAAUGAAGGAUACGCAAAGAAAUGGUCCUCAGGCGUUUCGGAAUAUGUUAAGACCCGUAAAUUCCCAGAAGAUGGGAAGUCAGCCAUGGGACAACGAUACGUAGGGUCCAUGGUUGCCGAUGUCCAUCGGACUUUGCUCUACGGAGGCAUCUUUAUGUACCCUGCCACUAGUGAUGCUCCAAGUGGAAAAGUAAGUGAUAUCUUGGUAAAUAUGCGGGAUGUAAAAGAAGCGAUUAGAGAUUUUGAAAGAUUUAUUUUCUGAGGGUCCAAUUUGGAAACUGGAUUUGUCUGGGAUUGAAAUUUGGCUGAGCUUUGAGCUUCCUUUCGAUAUAAAUUUUUGGUUCGUUGGGACCAAAAUAGGGGUAAAAAUUAAAAUGCUUAGAAGUGAUUCUUCAAGAAAGUGUAGGGCCUACUGAGUAUUUUAAGGUAUGAAAUUGGGUACAUAAAUUAUUUUUUAUUCCCGUUUUAGCUCCGUCUUCUCUACGAAUGCAACCCAAUGGCCUAUAUUCUGGAACAUGCUGGAGGCCUUGCUGUGAAAGAUUCCAAAACUAGAAUCUUGGAUAUCCAACCCAAGAAGAUUCAUGAACGAUCGCCCAUCUUCCUCGGCUCCAAGGAAGACGUCGAAGAGUUGGUUGAAUACCUGAAGAAAAACGAACUCUAA
Molecule: messenger RNA, 1544 nt
Organism: Bursaphelenchus xylophilus (pine wood nematode)
Lineage: Eukaryota; Metazoa; Nematoda; Chromadorea; Rhabditida; Aphelenchoididae
Source: the annotation of a GenBank genome assembly